Messenger RNA from Mercenaria mercenaria, 4939 nucleotides. Its product is annotated as progesterone-induced-blocking factor 1-like. The transcript has 16 exons. Gene Ontology annotation, biological process: cilium assembly. The record is from RefSeq and is a predicted model, not a curated record. NCBI's taxonomy places the organism in Eukaryota, Metazoa, Mollusca, Bivalvia, Venerida, Veneridae. Bases 160 to 2490 code for a protein of 776 amino acids. Gene Ontology annotation, cellular component: centriolar satellite.
CAGCAAGUUUCAGCACGAAAUUCGAAAGAAAAACAAAUAAAUUACCCUGUUCCUGUAAAAUGUAAUUGGAAAAUGAUAACUUAGAUGGUAAAAGAAAUACCUUAUAAAAUAUAUUUGAAAAACUGAAAAGAUUCCUGAAAAACUGAAAAGAUUCUUGUCAUGGCUGCAAGAGACCUAUCCAAAACCUUCGACGAAUUUGAAUCGGAGGACCUGAGUGGUUUUGAGACAUCAGUACCAACUGAUUUGACAUUGUCGCCUGAUAGAACUGAACAAUAUGAAGAGCGCAGAGAUAAGAAGUCCAAAAUUACUAAACAGCUCAUUGAGAAAAAACAACUUUCCCAUGACUUGCAGCUUGUUAGAAUUGAACUCUCCCAGAAAAAUCUACAACUUGAAAACAUGAAAGCUGAAUCAUUGCAGCGUGUUGAUGAACUGGAGGAAAAAUUGAAUGAUGAAAGACAUCAGAAACAGAUUUUACAAGCACGUCUUGAAUCACAGCUUACAAUUCAGCAGGAAGAGUCAAGAAGAAGGCAAGAACUUAUCAAAGCCGAGUUGGACGAGGUUCGACAAAAACAGAGGCAUCUUGAGGGAACAAAUGAAAGGUUGCAGGAGAGGGCUGGUAAUGUUAGACGUUCUCUUAGAGAUUUAGAUUUAACAGAAGAAAAGUUCUAUGAACUGCGAGCUACAAGUGAUGAUGAUUUAUCUCUCAGAGAUUAUGUUGCUGUGCGGCUGUUUGAGAGAACCAAGCCAUUGGAAACAGAGAUAGAGCAACUCCGACUGAAAGUCAAGACACUUGAGGAUACAGAUAGAAGCCAAGGCAAACAAGUUCUAGAGUUGCAAGAAAAACUUGAGGAGGAGAGGCAAGCUCAUGGUGAACUGAGGGUCAAGUUCCAGAAACUGACCUUGUCAUAUGCAGAUACCAAGAAUCAGGUCAAAGUUGAUGACUACAAGGUCGAGAAUUACGAGAGAGUUAAAAGUGAGAGAGACAAUUUUGAGAAGGACGGUCUUGAUGUACAUAGACAGUUGACAACAUUGGAAGCUACUCAUCAGAAUGUUGCUAGGGAACGAGAUGAACUCAGCAGAGAGUUGUCAGCAGCGCGGCAGUCCCUGUCGUUGUUGAAGCAGGAUAAGGAGUAUCUGACACGGCAGUCGGCGGAUGUGGCGAACAGAAAUCAGUUUGCGGAGGAGAAGAUACAGCAACUCAAUAUGCAGCUAGACGAUGCUAAACGUUCCAGGGAGGACAUGUACGAAAAAUAUGUCUCAUCAAGAGAACAAUACAAGUCAGAAUAUGAAAAUAAACUGCGAGAAGAACUGGAGCAGAUACGAGUACGCACAAAUGGAGAGAUCGAUCGGUUACGUACAAGUAGCAAGGAAAUGUACGAAAGGGAAAACAGGAAUUUGCGUGAGGCGAGGGAUAUGGCAAUAUCAGAAAAAGAACGAGCCCAGGCAGCAGAGAGGGAAACUAGUACAAAAUAUGAACAGAUGUUACAAGAACUACGUCAGCUACAGUUGAGUGGGGACAGUCGUGUAUCUGAUGUAGCCAAUGAACUUAAACUGAAGACAUUUGAGCUUGAGAGAACACAGCUGUUGCAGGAAGAAACUGUUAAAAAUCUCAAAGAAAGUCAACUUGAGGUGGAGAAAUUGUCUAAAAAGGCAGAGGUUUUAACCAAAGAAUACUACAGCCAGCAGACAGGGUUAGAGAAAAGAAUUGCGGAACUUGAGUCAGCCCUACAGGAGAAGGAAGGUAGACUGAAAACUUAUGAGAAACUGGAACAAGAACUUGAUGAUGUUGUAAUGCAGGCAGCUGAAGUUGAUAAUGAAGAAGAAGCAGAGAAAGUGUUGUUUUCAUAUGGAUAUGGUGCCAAUGUUCCAAGUACAGCUAAAAGACGUCUUCAGCAGAGUGUACAUUUAGCAAGAAGAGUAUUACAGUUAGAAAAGAUUAACACAAUGUGUAAACAAGAUGUAGAAAGAGAAAAGAAGAAAGUCUUUCAGUUAGCAGAGGAGGUUAAGAGUGCAAACACCUUAUUGGACCAAGCCCAGCAGCCAUAUAACUACCUGAUAGAGAGCAUGAGAACCAGAGAUACACAGAUCUCUAAACAGAGAGAAUACAUUGCCUCGCUAGAAGAAGAAACACAACGUCUGGAAAAAGAGAAAGUAGAACUUUCAAAAACAAAGAAUCAGAUGGCACUGGACCUUGAGCGACUUUUAAAUCAGCGAGAGGAGAUGUCCGUUAUGAAGCAGGUUGUUCUUAACUUGUCUACACGUCGUCAUGGUGAUAAGAAGACCAGCAUGCGGGAUCAUGCUAAGCCGAAGAGUGCAUCUGUCCAUAUACCACAUGGAUCAUUUGAGACAUAUGAUGAGCCAAAUGUGUCAAAACCUGGAUCUAUAUCAUUGACAAGAAGUUCACCGCCUAAAUGGUCAAAGAAAUUAAAGGAUAAGAACAUGUCCCAGUCUACAAAUUAUUCCAGAGUUUAUGCUACAGCUACAUCUUGAAGAACAUUUCUUACCGUAUACAGCAGUCAGAACAGACCUUUUGUGCUAGUUUUGUGAAUGGAAAAGCAUUAUGAAUGUGCAAAACUUAAUGAAAAUGUAUUAAAUUAACAGUCAGGUUCAACUUUUAAUAUAUUGAUGAGCAAAGAUUUUGUAACAGUGUAAUACAAGAGCUUAGUGUGAAAUUAUUAAAUGUCUGUUCUCAGUCAAAAUAACUUUCUUGGGGUAUCUAUGGUACUGUGAAGUCAUUUAAUUUGAUGGGUGUGAAAUUUUAUUGUUUUGGCCACAGCAUCUUUAGAUAUGAAGUAGUGGUUUGAUCUAACCAUGCAGAUUAGACCUUCAUGAAUAUUUAUGAUUUCAUGGCAUUUUGUUGAGGCAUAGUCUGAUACCAGUAUAACAAAUAUGAAAGAUGUAAACGGGAAAUAUAUGCAUUCAUCAGCUUAAAGGUUUUUUAGGAUCGCUGAAACCAAGAAACUCAUCAAAGUGUCCCCAACUAAUUAUAAGAUUUCAUAGGAUUUUUUAAAACUGUUUUUCGCACAAAUGGUUAGGAUUGGAUACAUGUAUGAUCUUUUAUUGCAGAAUUUAGCAAUUAAACAGACACGAGAUCUUUUAUUUUUGUUUAAAUUGUUAGAAUUCUGUUAAAUUCUCCUUGACAAAACACAGCUUUUUUUAAGUAGCUGAUUUACAAACAAAAUACUGAAUGGUAUGAAGUGAAUAUACCUAAUUGAUAAAACUGAUUUGAAAAAAGAAGUUAUAUAAUGGUAUAACAGAAUCAGGAGUGCAUUCUGCAUACCUUUGAGAGGUUUCUCUAAAUGUUAGAAGUGCCCAUCUUGUUAAACAGACUAUUCUAACACGAUCCAAUUCAGUUUCCUAUUAAACAAAGAAGGCUGAAAACUGAUUUAUUAUUCAACAAUUCACUGUUCUGACGUCACAAUUAUUACAUCAUGGCGUCAAAUAUUUAAUGAAUGCCGUCAAGGAUGUACUUAAAAGUCUUUGGUUAUGUGUUAGAAUCUAAAUGAUAUAGCUCAUUUAGUGAUUUGCUCUUGAAUAAAAUCAUUGUCAUUCAGAUGCUUAUUAUUAUAUCACUCGGGCUGCGCCCUCGUGAUAUAAUUCCUUCUGGUCUGAACUCCCAAUGAUUUAUUCAGCGACAGAUCACUAAAUGAGAUAUAUUAUUUCUUAAUUAAAGGAUAUUAAAAACAACCAUUUUCCUGCUUUUUAGCUCAUCUGAUUUUUUUGAAAAAAAAUUAUGAGUUAUUGUCAUCACUUGAUCGGUGUCGGCGACAGUGUUGCCUGGUUAAGUUUUAUGUUUACGUCAGCUUUUCUCCAAAACUAUCAAAGGUAUUGCUUUGAAACUUGCAACACUUGUUCACCAUCAAUAGCUGACCCUUUACAGCAAGAAAUAUAACCCCAUCCUGCUUUUUGCAAGAAUUAUGGCCCCUUUUGGACUUAGAAAAUAUCAGAUUUCUUGGUUAAGUUUUAUGUUUAGGUCAGCUUUUCUCCUAAACUAUUCAAGCUAUUGCUUUGAAACUUGCAACAGUUGUUCACCAUCAUAAGCUGACUCUGUACAUCAAGAAACAUAACUCCAUCCUGCUUUUUGCAAGAAUUAUGGCCCUUUUUGGACUUAGAAAAUCAGGGGUAGGACAAUUUUUCUAUUAUACAAAAAAAAGUCAGAUGAGUGUCAGCACCCGCAAGGCGGUGCUCUUGUUUCAGGUUAUUAUUGUAACCUUACAAUGGAAAGCCUUCAAAUUCCUACUGUAUUUGUUCCAUAUUUUCUCUCUCUUUUAUUUUGUCUGUGAUAUUUUGUUGUAAAAAUAUUGUGUUGAGCAUUUUUCAUUUAUUAAACUGCACGUUUGUUUUUAGUUUGCCAUUUACAGUUUAUCAAACUUUAGAUGAAACAGUUGAUAAAGCAGUUUGUUCACAGGGGACAAGAUACUGCUAACUAUUCUAUUUCCUUUUUUUGCACAGUCAUGUUUCACAUAUUUAAGAAUGUAUGUAUACUUUACAAGAAAACUUGGAAACAGUAUAUUUAGUAGAAUCAUUCAUGGCUCAAGCCAAAAUGGCCUUUUUUUUUGUUGUGACAUAAAUUUUUGGAUGAUAAAACUAGUGGGUCGUUUCCAUUUAUUAAGAUUUUAGUGAAAUGACAUAUACACUAAGUCUUUGAAAAUCAUUCUCCACAAAAAAUGGUUAUAUGCCACUCUGUUUAAUAUGUCCAUUUUACCAGAGUACAAACUUCUUAAGAAAAUCGUAUUUUUUUUAGGAUGGGUCACUUUUUAUUUUAAUACAACUCAUAACGUUAUUACUCAACUGCCGUUUUAAUCAUUUCAUGUGUAAGUAUAGUAAAUCUGGGAACAGUUUCGUAAACAAAGCAAACAUACUGGAUUAAUGGUUAUUUCUGUUUGUGCAUAGAAAUGAAUAUGAAUUAUUUAUUUACAUAUUUAAUAAAAGAUAAACA